Messenger RNA from Pseudovirgaria hyperparasitica, 594 nucleotides. Its product is annotated as vesicle transport V-snare protein. Gene Ontology annotation, molecular function: SNARE binding; SNAP receptor activity. Gene Ontology annotation, biological process: intracellular protein transport; intra-Golgi vesicle-mediated transport; macroautophagy. Gene Ontology annotation, cellular component: late endosome membrane; endoplasmic reticulum membrane; ER to Golgi transport vesicle membrane. The record is from RefSeq and is a predicted model, not a curated record. Lineage: Eukaryota; Fungi; Ascomycota; Dothideomycetes; Acrospermales; Acrospermaceae. The transcript is spliced from 2 exons. The coding region runs from base 1 to 594 and encodes 197 amino acids.
AUGUCUAACAUCCUUGAUUCGGAAAUUGGCUCGGAGCGCUUGAGUGGCUAUGAAGGCGACUUGAAGCUGGUUCAAGCCGAUAUAAACCAGAAGCUCGAAGAGAUCCCCGAGCUGGCCGGCGAGCCUCGCAAAGCAGCCGUCACUCAAGCCGAGCGUGCCCUCGAAGAGGCCGCUGAACUGAUCGCCCAGAUGGAUUUGGAGAGAGCAGAGCUACCUGGUCCUAUGAAGUCAAAAGUCGCCCAACGGCUGCGCGGAUACCGAAGCGACGUCGACGCAGCAAAGCGCAAGCUCAAAUCCUUCACUGACGACCGCCGGGCACUGUUUGGAUCCCGAUAUACCGACAAUCCAACUACGGAUGAUCAGCUCGAGCAAAGGCAGCAGCUUCUAUCGGGCACAGAGCGUCUGGAGCGAAGCAGCGGACGUUUAAGAGACAGCCAGCGCAUUGCGCUAGAGACGGAAGACAUUGGAAGAAACACCCUGGCAGACCUUCACGUACAGCGAUCACAAAUCGAGCACACAAGAACGGUUCUGGACGAGAGCGAAGGUUAUACAGAUAGGAGCAUUAAGACUCUGAGAGGGAUGGCUCGUAGGUAA